AUGCAAUCCGUGGCGUUGAAAGCAGUUGUGGCCCUGUGCCUGAUAUUCGCCCUCGCCUCGGCGCAGGACGAGAAGGCCACCCGAACGGCCUUCACCGCCACCAACGCUCUCAUCACCGACUCCCUUUUCGCAGGCGGCCCCGGCCGAACCUACCGCGCUGACAUCCAGUAUUGGCCCAACUCCGGCGAGGAGGCCAUCUUCUACACCAUCCCCUACGCCCUGGGAUCGUCGGCCACUGGCUCGUUCGAGGUGUUUGAGGACUUCGCCAACAAUCUGCGUUACGUUCAGUGCUCCGAGUCCUGCCGCGUGGAACCCCUCAACCGUUCCCUCUUCGACCUCACCAACGGUGCCAGCCUCACCUCGGCCACCUACCCGGCUUACGAGCGUGUGUUCAACACCGCCAGCGGUUCGACAUUCGGCUCGCUGGCUGCUCGACCCAACCUUCCGUCGCUGUGCCAGGCCCAGUCGUCGGCCAGCUCGGCCGCCGACUCGUGCAUGCCUUACGGCCUUCCCUGCGGAACGUCAUGCAUCUGCCUCGGCUGUACCGAUGGCGACAACUGCACCGUUUCGGACACCUGCGCUGUCGACAAGAAGAACCAGCUCACCUGCUCCGCUGAGCGGGUGUGCGAGUCCGCGACCGGCGCCACCGUGAUCGCCCUCAACCGUCACCAUGGCGGCGACAACAACGCCGUGGCGCUGGGCGUCGGCCUCGGCGUCGGUCUCGGCGUGGGCAUUCCUCUUGCCAUCCUUCUCCUCUUCCUCUGCUGCGUGCUUCCUCUCAUCCUUCUGCCUCUCCUCUGGUACGUGGUCAUCGCCGCCACAAAAACCCCGAAUUUUGCUGACAGGCACCCACAGCAAGCGCCGUGA
Acanthamoeba castellanii str. Neff is the source of this 867-nucleotide messenger RNA. RefSeq lists its product as uncharacterized. Lineage: Eukaryota; Discosea; Longamoebia; Acanthamoebidae. The record is from RefSeq and is a predicted model, not a curated record. Bases 1 to 867 code for a protein of 288 amino acids. The transcript has 2 exons.